AUGUUAAUUUCAAGAAUUAGUAAUCAAGAAUCGGUCACUCCUAACGAAGUACUCAACCUUCUAACGGGGCGUUGGAUCAAAACUAAUGGUAAGCUAUUCCAGAAGCUGAUCCGCGAAGGUUAUAGAUGCGCUAAUAGACUUUCGGAUUAUUUGGAAGAUAUUGGAACUAUAUCUGUUGGUGAAUUCGAAUUAGAUCCUUUAGCUGACUUUUACCACCCAGCCUUAAUUCCGCCCUUAUCUACCUUAGCAGAAAGAGCAGAUAUUCGUGAAAACUUCAUUAUUAGCGUGGAAUCCGUCGUCGUGGGAGGAGAAUUACUUGGGAGCGAGCGUGAAGAGACGAAAGCUUGGAGGGAUGACUUACUCGUGAAAUUUCUUCAUCACUCAAAUUUAGCUCCUGCGAAGUAUAGACCAGAGGCCUUAUAUGAUGCAGACCUUGAAGAGGCGGGAGGACUGUUUAAUCAGUCUGAUCAUUCAUAG
This is a messenger RNA of Acaulospora colombiana, 477 nucleotides long. Lineage: Eukaryota; Fungi; Glomeromycota; Glomeromycetes; Diversisporales; Acaulosporaceae. The record is from the annotation of a GenBank genome assembly.